AUGGAGAUAACAAUUCAUCCACCAGCAGCACGAGAACUGUUAGCCCCGCUGCUUGGAUCAUUACCUGCAGCUGCGAUUGCAUCAGAGCCUCCAAAUGCACUCCUGCCUCUCCUGUCGCCAAUACUGCGCCAGCGAGUACAGCUCCUCUCCGCCUCGAGUAACGAACCAUGGCUGAGCCUGCUCUGUUACGACCAAUCGAAAACCUCAAAAUUAGAAGUAGCUGUCAAGAACGAGGCAUUGGAGCCACAUCCCGUGUCGGGAGAGGUCGAAGUAGACUGGGACUAUGAUGUGGAUAUCAGGUAUCGCAGGGUUGAUCAGGAGACCCUGCAAGCAUUAGUAUCGCUACGCGAGCUUGGGUUUAAUGUUAAGUUGGUGUGGUGUGUUGGGGAUGAGGUCGGUGGUGGUGCUGGCUGGAGAAUCGGAGAAGUUGGCGUACCCGACGGAACUGAAGGCCCGUGGGGCGAGAAGAAUAUCGCGGAUGCAGAAGAUGCUUCUAAGACCAGAGCCGCAGAGACACACCAUGUCACGAAUGGCAACUCUGGUCUGGCAGCCCAGGAAGACGAUAAUGACGACGACUACUGGGCCCAAUACGACAAUACCCCCUCCCGCACGCCAGCGCAGAACUCCCCAGCUCCUCCGACUCUCGCAAAUGGCUCCCGGGCCCAGCCUGAUGAAGAUGCGUACUAUGCUCAAUACGCCGAGGUGCAACCUGCAAUGGAUAACCAUGACCCCGAUGAAGCACGGCAGAACGGAAAUAUCGAGAGCUCACUGGGUAGAGACGAAAUCACAGCCGAACUUCAACAAAACCUCUCCUCCCCCCCCGACGUUACGCCAGGUGCCUUAGCCUGGUCACCAUCCGACGAGCGUGAAACAACGCCAUAUACCAAUGGAAUAUCAGAGACAUUGUUACAUCCUCGUCCAGCAUCUAGCACUGGAAGUAGCGGAAGUGACACGGUUGCCAAGCUGGAGAAAAGAGCUGCAGCGAAUGCGCUCCGUGAUCAAAACGAGCAUGGAAUUAAGCAGCACAUCUCGACUAGUAUGAAAAGUCUAUAUCGGCUGGCAAGGGUUUCAGGAAUCGACCGGGCGGAGUUUGAACGGUUGGUUACAACUGAAUUAGACUGUUUGAGUUUGAUGGAUGAGGAUGAUUGA
Molecule: messenger RNA, 1149 nt
Organism: Venustampulla echinocandica
Lineage: Eukaryota; Fungi; Ascomycota; Leotiomycetes; Helotiales; Pleuroascaceae
Exons: 1
Coding region: 1-1149 (382 amino acids)
Source: RefSeq, a predicted model, not a curated record